AUGACGGCUUGUCACACAAUGAAAGGAAGGGCAGACAGCCCUAACCGUUGCUCUCUCAAUGGGAGGGGCUUAUCAUCUGGGGAGCCUCAACAACAAAAUGAUGCUGACAAGAAAGAGAAGAGUCUCUCCAGAUCAGAACAUCUCAGUAAACACCAGCAGAGACGUAUAGGGAAGAAACCUCACCACUGCUGUUCUGACUGUGGGAAGAGUUUUGCCAAACAGACAGAAUUGAUAAUUCACCAGCGGAUUCACACUGGGGAGAGACCUUAUAGCUGUGAUCAGUGUGGGAAGAGAUUCAAUCAAUCAGGACACCUGACUACACACCAACGCAUACACACAGGAGAGAAGCCUUAUAGCUGUGAUUGGUGUGGGAAGGGCUUCAAUCAAUCAGGAGCACUGACUACACACCAACGCAUACACACAGGAGAGAAGCCUUAUAGCUGUUAUCAUUGUGGGAAGAGCUUCAGGAUGUCAGGAGAUCUGACUGCACACCAGCACAUACACACAGUACAGAAGCCUUAUAGCUGUGAUCAGUGUGGGAAGAACUUCAAUCGUUCAGGACAACUGACUACACACCAGCGCAUACACACAGGAGAGAGGCCUUAUGGCUGUGUUCAGUGUGGGAAGAGCUUCAAUCGUUCAGGACACCUGACUACACACCAGCGUAUACACACAGGAGAGAAGCCUUAUAGCUGUGAUCAGUGUGGGAAGAGCUUCAAUCAUUCAGGAUCCCUAGUUAUACACCAGCGCAUACACACAGGAGAGAAGCCUUAUAGCUGCGAUCAGUGUGGGAAGAGCUUCAUUCUUUCAGGAUCCCUAAUUACACACCAGCGUAUACACACAGGAGAGAGGCCUUAUGGCUGUGAUCAGUGUGGGAAAAGCUUCAAUCAUUCAGGACACCUGACUACACACCAACGCAUACACACAGGAGAGAAGCCUUAUAGCUGUGAUCAGUGUGGGAAGAGCUUUAAUCAUUCAGGAACCCUGAGCGAACACCAACGCACACACACAGGAGAAAAGCCUUAUAGCUGUGAUCAGUGUGGGAAGAGCUUCAAUCAAUCAGGACACCUGACUAUACACCAACGCUUACACACAGGAGAGAAGCCUUACAGCUGUGAUCAGUGUGGGAAGAGCUUCAAUCAAUCAGGAGACCUAACUGCACACCAGCGCAUACACACAGGCGAGAAGCCUUACAGCUGUGAUCAGUGUGGGAAGAGCUUCAAUCGUUCAGGAAACCUGACUGCACACCAGCGCAUACACACAGGAGAGAAGCCUUAUAGCUGUGAUCAGUGUGGGAAGAGUUUCAAUCAUUCAGGAGCCCUGAUUACACACCAGCGCAUACACACAGGAGAGAAGCCUUAUAGCUGUGAUCAGUGUGGGAAGAGCUUCAAUCGUUCAGGAUACCUGACUAUACACCAGCGCAUACACACGGGCGAGAAGCCUUAUAACUGUGAUCAGUGUGGGAAGAGCUUCAGGAAUUUAGGACACCUGACUAUACACCAGCGCAUACACACAGGAGAGAAGCCUUAUAGCUGUGAUCAAUGUGGAAAGAGUUUUGCUCGAGAUUUCACCCUGACCAAACACCAUCUCACACACACUGGAGAGAAACCUUAUAGCUGUGAUCAGUGUGGGAAGAGUUUCAGGACGUCAGAACACCUGACUAAACACCAACGCAUACACACAGGAGAGAAACCUUAUAGCUGUGAUCAGUGUGAGAAGAGUUUUUCUCAAGAUUCCAGCCUGACUACACACCAGCUCACACACACUGGAGAGAAACCUUACUCCUGUCUAUGUGGAAAGAGCUUUGCUUAUUCAGGGUCAUUGAAAAAACACCAGAAAGCUCAAACAUGUUUUCUUUCAUCUCCCUCCUCUCUGGCACCGAUUCCAGAUCCCUAAAAGUUGAAUAGAAAACAUCUUGUGAAGAGUCAUCCAACUCCCAUUCUCUAACUGUUUAAGUCAGUUAUGGUAACGUGUAGAUAAUGUGGAUAAUAUGCAGCUCUGGAUCCAUAUGUGUCAAGCGUCUCGGAGUAGGAGUGCCGUGUGUGUCUGGUGGGGUGGGGUUGUUCAGAGCUGUAUCUUAUUUAAUUAAUUCCUAUUAUCCAUUAAAUAACUUUUAUGUAGAAUAAUAUUUCAACAAUACCAGGUGUGUAUUCAUGUAUUCAAAAGAUUAAUAAUUAAAUCCAUUAUCUGAUCUAUCUGGGGGAAAUGUUGUCUGAAGAGAAAUUGUUCAUCUUGUCUUAUACAAUCAUUGGUUCCUGUAGAUGCUGGGUAGAUAUGUGAGGGGGGAGAUGGUCAAGGACCCUCAGACCUUUUGGCAGAAUGACCAGAAGAGGUUGUAUAAGUUAAGAUAGAUGACGCCAGUCACAUGCAGGAACCAAAUGUUAAUGAUGAAUUCAUGAUGAAUAAUGUAAAUCAUGUAAAUAUAACUUGUCUGUGUAAGCAGUAUAUAAGAGAACUAACGGGACUGCCCCGAAAGAGCUCCUGACCGAUGUGUACUCUGGUGCAUUAUGUUUGUUGCAAUCUCUCCAGCUUGCUGAUAAAAAAUAAUUAUUCAUUAAAGUU
Molecule: messenger RNA, 2562 nt
Organism: Oncorhynchus mykiss (rainbow trout)
Lineage: Eukaryota; Metazoa; Chordata; Actinopteri; Salmoniformes; Salmonidae
Source: RefSeq, a predicted model, not a curated record